Molecule: messenger RNA, 4647 nt
Organism: Chenopodium quinoa (quinoa)
Lineage: Eukaryota; Viridiplantae; Streptophyta; Magnoliopsida; Caryophyllales; Amaranthaceae
Product: RNA-binding protein 25-like
Exons: 7
Coding region: 2077-4335 (752 amino acids)
Biological process (GO): mRNA processing
Molecular function (GO): RNA binding
Source: RefSeq, a predicted model, not a curated record
AUCCAAGAUUUGAAUUAUUUACAAGCUAUGAUUUAUAUAUUGUUGACGUUUUGAUUGGAAUUGCAAUUGUGGUAAGAUAGAAUGUAGCACUUGGGAUGAAAUUAAUUUUGGAAUUAGGAUUUAUGGUGUGUGUUUUCUAAUGAUGCUUUAUCCUGUUAUUGAUGUGUUUUUGAAUUGAUGUGAAGUAUAGAACUUUAGCGGCAAAGACCAUUACUUGGUAAUUGUAAGUAUCUUUUAGGUUUAUCUCAAUUGCUUAGUCUAUCUGAUGGAGACGGUAUGCAUCAAGAUGACAAUUUUGCAUCUUGCUUGAGGAUCUUGAGGUUCGAGUAACAAAUAUCAAGAAAUUAGUUUCGCCUGAAGAAAAAAUAUUAAGGAAUUGGUUUUGCUCGAGGAAAAAAAAUUAAGGAAUUAGUUUCAUCCAUCAAGGAAUUAUUGAAGAAUUAGUUUUGCUCGAGGAGGAAGUAUCAAGGAAUUAGUUUGAAUCGAGGAGGAAAUAUCAAGGAGUUAGUUUCAAUUGAGGAGUAACUAUCAAGGAGUUAGUUUCAAUUGAGGAGUAACUAUCGAGAUAAUAGUUAUAGAAAACUUCUUUGCCACCCUUCGUCCAUUCCUACCUUAGGUGGGUAACUGGGAAUCUCAUUGGGUUAUUGUUGGAGCAAUGUGAGCUUUCUUUCUUCCUUUUACUUCUCACUUCCCAACCACCACAAGCCUAUAUUACACUAUCACCUUAGCCAUUUGAGGAUCAUCACAAACAUAGACCACCACAAAUCCACAACCAUAGGUACGACCAGUCCACCACUAUUAGAACAUGGGAUUGUGCUAUAUUAUUAUUGUUGGGAGAAUGACUUUCAGUUCCUCAUUACUGUUGUCUUGUAGUUUUUGAAGCCACACUAAUAUAAGAGUGGCGUUUUCAUGCAGUUUGUUUGUGCUUCUUAAAGAUCAAUAUGUUUGUGAGGGGGUGUUUGCAGGUGUAAUAAUGUUGUUCUGUACCAUAGGUUUGCCGCUGAUUGUAUAAUGUUAUUUGACUGAUAUUAAUAAGCCUGAAGCUAUUGAGAUGAUAUUAAUUUAAAAUUUAUGGGGUACUAGAAAAUCUGACUAUUUUAUAUCUUUAAGGUAGCUGAGAUGAGUUUCAAUUUGAAUAGCAAAGCAUAGAUUUUCUAACAGUAGAAGAGGUUAUUAAUGCUGGGAAGAGUUUGGUUGGGAAAAGAUUGGAGAAAAUUCUGAAAAAUAAAUAUUGACUAGUUGACGGGGUAACGAUGAUGGGAUGUUUUCUCCUACAGUGUCUUGGUUGAAUACGGUGAGAAAGCUCAGAAGGCUUCCUAUUGCAGUUGUUUAGAGACUCCUUCUGCAACUUCCUACUUUGUACUCCAUUGCUAUAUAAUGGCUGGUGCUGUAUGUCGAUUGAGUAGGGUGUUUUGGUAGUUUAAGGAUUCUUUCCUUCCUGGGUUCUUGAGUCUCUGGAGCAGAUCAUGAGGCCUGCUGAGUUCUUGGUUCCCUUGUUUGGCAAGGUAUCAUUAUCUUUAAACAUUGUUUAUUUUUCCUUUCCCUUCCUAUCUGUUCUUUUCAUUUAUAUUUCAUUAUGCAUAUUGGGCAAUUAACAGUUGACAUAAAAAAGGUUGACGGGCUAAAUUAUGGCUUUAUGCCAUCAAUUUUUUGAGUAUAGUUGGGAUGGUGAUAUUGUUGUUUUACUCAUUAGCGAUACAUGUUAGUUGGUGCGUUGGCUAUUUGACAAGGCUACUAUUGUUGGAACUGGAUAUUGCAAGGUAAGCAUGCUUGGUGACUUGUUGAUUAUGAACGUUGUAUUGUUUUGUUUAUCUUCACCAGGUCUAUUCAGCUGCUCAUAGUUGCCCUGCUAUGCUGCCAUAUCUCUUAUUUGUGAUGUGUGGUAACACUUUUAAAGUUUGUGAAAGUUUUUUUUGCCCUUUUUUUUAAUGUAGUGAUUUUUUUUUUUUUUUUUUUUUUUUUUUUUUUUUUUUGGUGUUAUGAUUUUAUGUUAAUUAUGAACCUACGCUAACGUGUUUGCAUAGAUGUGGUUUUUUACAUGAUACUACAGGAGUUGUUCGCUAUCCUUAUCCACCGAUGGCUCGUCCUCCCUUUCUCUCUCGUCCUGGAGUUACAGUUGGCAUGGUUCCCCAACUGCAAAGACCUCCUUUUUUGGGACUUCGUCCACCAAUGACUCUUCCAGUUGUUAGGCCUCCUGUUGUUCCAGUUGUUUUACCGCCAGAGAAACCACAAACUACUGUUUAUGUUGGCAAGAUAGCUCCUUCAGUAGAGAAUGAUUUUAUUCGUUCACUCCUUGAGCUAUGUGGACCAAUAAAGAGUUGGAAGCGUGCUCAGGAUCCAUCAGAUGGAACGCCAAGAAGAUUUGGCUUCUGUGAGUUUGAAUCCGCUGAAGGGGUUCUCCGAGCUCUACGACUGCUAAGUAAAUGCAAUGUUGACGGUGAAGAGCUGGUGCUGAAUGUUAAUCAAGCAACAAGAGAGUAUUUAGAACGUUAUGUGGAGAAGAAGAAAGAGAACUUAACUAAACCUAGUGAGACUGAAGUUGAGGAAGCAAAGAAAGAGGGAGAAAGUGCACCUGAUGCUGAGAAGAGUGAAACUAAAGAGAAGGAAGAACCUGCUAAAAUUGCUCCAGAAGAGCCCAAAAAGGAUGCAAAUGAGACUGAGAACAAGGAAAAUGAUUUGGCCAGUUUUGGCCUUGUUACGGAUGAGGAUCGUGAUGUUGAUCGAGAGGCUUUGGAUAAGCUCACUAAUAUGAUAGAAGAACGCAUAAAGACUAAACCUCUACCACCUCCUCCACCACCAGCACAGAAGGUUGCUGAUGGCACAAACAACUCGAACUCCGAAGUGCCUGCUAAAUCCGGGGACAAAGACUCUGAUGUUAAUCCUGUGAAAAAUGAAGAUAAAAUGGACGAUGAGACAACAAGUGAGUCUAAACCUUCAAAUAGAACUGGAACAGAGUCACCUGAUAGAAGUAGAAGGUAUGAUAACAGAAGUCGUGACCGUAACAGACGAGACAAGGAGAGAGAGCUUGAUAGAUUGGAGAGAGAACGAGAACGUGAAAGAGCAAGGAGAGAGAAGGAAAGAGACUUGGAGAUUCUAAAGGCUGAGAGGUUUUACAAAGAGCGUGUUAAGGAAUGGGAGACUAGAGAAAAGGAGAGAGAAUAUGAGCGGAGGCGUGAGAGGGAGAAGGAGAAAGAAAGGGAGCGUGAACGGAGGAGGCUGGUUGCUGAGCAAGAGGAUGAAAGCGAUGAUGAUUCUAGGAAAAGGAGACGGAAGUCUGAAAUUGAGGAUAAGAGGAGGCGACGACGGAGGGAGAAGGAGGAUGAUAUGGCGGACAGACUCAAAGAAGAGGAAGAAAUUGUGGAGGCCAAGAAGAGAGCCGAAGAGGAGCAGCAGAGGCAACAAGAAAAACAGGCAUUGGAGCUUCCUUCUGUUCCAGUUGAUAAUGGAAGUGAGAAACCUGCUUCACCGUUGCCUGAAGUUACUGCCAGUGAGAUCAAAGAUGAUAUGGAACAGGAUCAUGAUUCUGAAGCGAUUCCUGCCCCUGCCCCUGCCCUUGCAAGCCAGAUUGGUGACGGGGUCAUUGAAAAUGGCGGUACAGAUGAACCUACGAUAGCACCUGGCUCAACACCAGAUGUCAAGCAUGCGGGCAAUGUCCCAGCCAAAAAGCUUGGAUUUGGUUUGGUGGGCUCAGGGAAACGAACGGCUGUGCCGUCUGUCUUCCAUGAGGAAGAGGAUGAUGAUGCACAAAAAGAAAAGAAAAUGAGGCCUCUUGUACCAAUUGAUUACUCUACUGAAGAACUUCAAGCCAUACACACAAAUGAUGGAGAGGCACCUCCAAUUCCAUCUGCUUCUGCUGAAUCUGGUAAGCAUAUUAAUCCUAGAGAAGCGAAGUCUGAUGUAGAAAGGGACAGAAGUCGGCGUUCUCAUGAUAGGUCAAGCCAUCGAGACCGUGGACAUGAACGUGAUGGUGACGAGGCUCCGCGAGGUCGGGAGAUUUUGGAUGCAAAACAAUUGAUUGAUAUGAUUCCCAAGACUAAAGAAGAUUUGUUCUCAUAUGAAAUUAAUUGGGUCGUGUAUGAUGAGAAUCGGUUGCAUGAAAGAAUGAGACCCUGGAUUUCCAAGAAGAUUACAGAGUUUUUGGGAGAAGAAGAAACCACUCUGGUGGAGUUCAUAGUAGAGAGAUUCCGGGAACAUGUUAAGGCUGAGAAAAUGCUGGACGUGCUCCAGCGAAUUUUGGAUGAGGAAGCCGAAAUGUUUGUCCUCAAGAUGUGGAGGAUGCUAAUCUUUGAAAUAAAAAAGGUGGAGACAGGUUUGACAACAAGGCCAGGAGCGUGAAGCAUUUUGGAUCUUCUUGUUUCCUGCUGGCAAUUUUUUCCCUUUGAUAAUUUUUCCAUAGUAAAAGAAAAUUGUAGGCAAAUAUGAUGUUGAAGCUCCAUUGUUAUUGUAUGUCUUCUAUUUUUCUUUUUCAUAGUUCACAACUUAAACUAGUUAAAUGAAAUCUAGUUUUAUUAUUGUUUUUUGUCUUCAAAAAUGUAUUAUGAACUGUAUAUGCAAGAAAGAAAGUUUUCUUCUAUGUACAUCGUUUCAAACAUCUCUUGUACUUUGAGCUAAGCAAUACUGGAGUUUCCUUCAUUGUUUCAUAAUUCA